AUGACAAAGAUGCGUUACAUUUGUUACGAAUCAUCUAAGAAAGAUCUCACAUAUUCAGUGAUUUCCGGAAAUGAUUUAAUUAUGGAGGAAUUUGUUUUCGUUGCAUUUGGAGCUAUUAUUUCCGUAGUAUAUGGGGACAUCAUUUUACAGACAGAUAAGUUUUGUUCCAUCUGCAAUGAGGAAUACUGUAGAAAUCCUGCAUACUACCUAACUAAAUACAACUUUCAGAAUCCAAAUGAUAACUUAGGAUACGAAAAUGUUCGGUCACAGUCUUUAACUUUUUAUCAGGACUCUAGGAAUUGCAUUGUAUCCAUCAAAGGGAAACCAGAGCAUCAGAUAGAGGCUACACUGGAAGUUCUGGACAUAGAUGCUUAUCAUGGACCUGUUGGGGCAAAUGGAAUUCCAUCAUACUGCAAAGACUUCCUAAAACUUUUCAAUGGUCCUCGAGUGGACAAUGCGAGACUGAUCCCGGGAUUCCCUCCAGGGGGAUUAUGUGGGACUAUUCGAUCCUCAGCAGACUUUCCCAGUCUACGGUCCUUCAAAACCACACAGAAUGAGUUAACUGUGCAGUUUGUCACAGACAAUAAAAAGGACAGUAAAAUUGGAUUUAACCUCCGUAUCCGGCAGUAUCCAUACUCCAAUCCUGGCAAUCUGUAUCCAGAUGGCAGCAAUCCAGGAGGUUGGAAUGAUGGCUCUUUCAACGAGUUCCAGAACAACUGGGACGAGCAGAUAGUGAUUCCCGGCGGCGUGGGGCCGGGCAGUGGCAACGAUUACGACACGGAACAGAACGGUCUGACCUGUUACUCCUGUGAUUACUGCAACGUGGAGCCGUUCAAACCCGAGGACACGGGGGUGGGCACUAAAUCUGGGUGUCAUGUGUGUUCCAAGGAGUGGGAUGAUGAGUACCAAGUUGCCCAAAGAAAGUGUUAUUCACAGAUACAGUAUUACCAAGUCUUACAAACUCUUGGAACAGUUGCAGAGCCUGUUACGGACUACAUCGGUUGUAAGAAGCAUAUCACCCUCUACCAGAGGGCGGUCAAUUACUGCUUCUGUAAAAGCAACAAAUGUAAUGGUGGCAGCCCUGUGAUACACAGCCCCCUGGUCAUCACAUUCAGCCUCCUGCUGGUCAAAGUGCUAACAACUUACUACAGGCUAUGAAAACUCUUUGGACACUGUUGUCUGGGCUGUGCCAUUCCAUUAAAACAUAUCAUCAUUUUUUUCAUUCCUUUAUACAUAUCGUUUUCUAUAAGUACAUAUCAACAUGUGUGUUGUAGGUACCUACAGAUUGUAUGCUACUUGCUACAUUCCUAUUUUUGUGAGGUUGUAAAUUUGAGAUAAAUUUUGCAUAGACCUUUAUACAUAAAUACAUGUAUGUGAAUUUUUUAAAUUAUCUUUUAAUGUACAAUAUUUCAUAUUUUGAUUUUACAAGAUUGUUGUUUAUGAUGUUUUUCCAUGUGUAUUGUGUUAUUGAACCCAAUGUUUGAUGUAGAUUUUUAUAUUUCAUGGUUGUAGAUUUUAAAUGAGUAUUUAAAAAAAUAUUUUAUCAUCA
Magallana angulata is the source of this 1549-nucleotide messenger RNA. RefSeq lists its product as uncharacterized. NCBI's taxonomy places the organism in Eukaryota, Metazoa, Mollusca, Bivalvia, Ostreida, Ostreidae. Bases 1 to 1158 code for a protein of 385 amino acids. The transcript has 7 exons. The record is from RefSeq and is a predicted model, not a curated record.